GGAAAGGGAUCUAUCAUGUGGCUUGGUCGUUCUGUCUCGCCCAAAAAUGUACCUGUGGUGUCAACUGGUUCUUUUGCUCUUGAUAUAGCACUAGGAGUCGGUGGUCUUCCAAAGGGUCGUGUUGUGGAAAUAUUUGGUCCAGAGGCUUCUGGAAAAACAACUCUUGCUUUGCAUGUGAUAUCGGAGGCACAGAAGCUAGGAGGCUAUUGUGCCUUUGUUGAUGCUGAGCAUGCACUUGAUAAGGCACUUGCAGAGUCUAUUGGCGUAAAUACUGAGAACUUGCUUCUUUCACAACCAGAUUGUGGUGAACAAGCACUUAGCCUUGUGGAUACCUUAAUCCGGAGUGGUUCAGUUGAUGUAAUUGUUGUUGACAGCGUGGCUGCUCUUGUUCCUAAAGGUGAGCUUGAUGGUGAGAUGGGUGAUGCUCACAUGGCAAUGCAGGCUAGGUUGAUGAGCCAGGCGCUUCGGAAAUUGUGCCACUCCUUGUCACUUUCACAGUGUAUAUUGAUUUUUAUAAACCAGGUGAGGUCAAAGAUUUCUACUUUUGGGGGAUUUGGUGGGCCAACUGAAGUUACUUGUGGCGGUAAUGCAUUGAAAUUCUAUGCUUCUGUGCGGCUAAAUAUCAAAAGAAUAGGGCUUGUCAAGAAGGGUGAAGAGACUUUAGGAAGCCAGGUUCUUGUGAAGGUUGUGAAGAACAAGCUUGCGCCUCCAUUUAAAACAGCACAGUUUGAGCUUCAGUUUGGCAAGGGUAUAUGUAGAGAAGCAGAGAUCAUAGAGUUGAGCCUAAAACACAAACUCAUCAAAAAGAGUGGUUCAUUUUACGAAUAUAACGGCCGGAAUUUCCACGGCAAGGAUGCUCUGAAGAGGUUCCUCGCUGACAGUGAUAAUAGUACACAAGAAUUAACAACAAAGCUUAGGGAGAAGCUUCUUAAUGUGGAGAUAGAAAUGGUGCCAGAGGCGCAGGUGAUGAUUGGAGAUGUUACAGUAGAAAUGGCAUCACUUGAUUCUACUGAUGAGGAAGCAGCUGUAGCUGUAGAAGCAUGAAUUUGCAAAUGACCUUAGAAGUAUGGCAUGCUCUAUUUUCCCUGCUUCAAAAAAUGGACCCUUGUGGUAC
Gastrolobium bilobum is the source of this 1114-nucleotide messenger RNA. RefSeq names its product DNA repair protein recA homolog 3, mitochondrial-like. The coding region runs from base 16 to 1044 and encodes 342 amino acids. Gene Ontology annotation, biological process: DNA repair. The record is from RefSeq and is a predicted model, not a curated record. Gene Ontology annotation, molecular function: single-stranded DNA binding; ATP hydrolysis activity; ATP binding. Lineage: Eukaryota; Viridiplantae; Streptophyta; Magnoliopsida; Fabales; Fabaceae. The transcript is spliced from 6 exons.